Molecule: messenger RNA, 2099 nt
Organism: Cylas formicarius (sweet potato weevil)
Lineage: Eukaryota; Metazoa; Arthropoda; Insecta; Coleoptera; Brentidae
Exons: 2
Coding region: 82-1875 (597 amino acids)
Source: RefSeq, a predicted model, not a curated record
GAACCUGAUUAUAACAUAAAAUUUAGAUUUAUAGAUUCGUUUAGAUUUUUGGGAGCAUCUCUGGAUAAUUUAGUUUCCAGUAUGGAUAAAAAUGAACUAUAUAUUUUAAGAAAAGAAUUUUCCGAUCUCGACGAAUCAAAAUUAAAUUUACUGUCGCAAAAAGGUAUUUUUUGUUACGAUUACAUCGACCAUAUAGACAAAUUAAAUGAAACAACUUUACCCCCGAUUGAAGAAUUCUAUAAUAAAUUAAGUGAAAGCAAUAUUAGUGAAGAAAAAUAUUCCCACGCACAAAGUGUUUGGCAGUCGUUUGAAAUAAAAAAUUUAGGCGAGUAUUCAGAUUUGUAUUUAAAAACCGACGUUAUUCUUCUGGCAGAUAUAUUCGAAAAUUUUCGAAAAACUUGUAUGGCAACACACGUUUUGGAUCCGGCGUGGUAUUUCAGUAUGCCCGGGUAUACAUGGGAUUGCAUGCUUAGAUUCACAAAAUGUCGUUUAGAACUUUUGCGCGACAUUGACCAAAUUAUGUUUAUCGAGCGGGCUAUACGAGGUGGAAUUUCGGUAUGUGUUGGUAGAUAUGCGGAGGCCAACAAUAAAUAUAUGCCCAACUACGAUUCAUCCAGGGAUGAUUCCUAUAUCAUGUACUUUGACGUCAAUAACCUCUAUGGCAAGGCCAUGUGCGAGCCUCUUCCUUACGGAGGAUUCGACUGGAUGUCUCAUCAAGAGAUUGAUUCAUUUAAUGUCAUGAACAUUCCAGAUGAAUCUUCCCAAGGAUAUAUCCUAGAGGUAGACCUGGAAUACCCGCAGAAAUUACAUGACACACAUAGAGAUUUUCCAUUUUGUGCUGAACAUCGAGUGCCCCCCAAUUCAAAGUUACCAAAACUAAUGACUAUUUUGUAUAAUAAAGAAAAAUACGUCAUACACUAUCGCAAUUUAAAACAGGCUCUCAAAAACGGUCUCGUACUAAAGAAAAUUCACAAAAUAUUAAAAUUUAACCAAUCUCGUUGGUUGAAAUGUUAUAUCGAUCAUAAUAAUAAAUUAAGAACCCAAGCAAAGACAAAAUUUGGUAUAAAUUUAUACAAAUUGUUUAAUAAACAAUGGUACAACAACAACGGUAAAACAAUGGAAAACAUUCGCAAGCAUCGUAUUGUUAAAUUUGUUAAAGCGUGGGAUGGUCGCUACGGUGCGAAAAAUUUAAUUUCUAGUCCUAGAUUUCACAGUAGAACCAUACUUGAUAACAAUUUGUUGCUUAUAGAAUUAAAAAAAUCGGAACUUUGCUUUAAUAAGCCACUUUAUAUUGGAAUGUCCAUAUUGGAUUUGUCGAAAACGACCAUGUACGAGUUUCAUUAUAAUUACGUGCUUCCAAAUUUGGGUCCCGAAAAAUGUAAAAUUCAAUACAUGGAUACGGACAGUUUCAUUUAUAAUAUCAAAUGUUAUGACGCAUAUGAAAGCGUUAUUAAGGCCGAUUUAACAAAAUUUGACACGUCUGAUUAUCCUAAUGACAAUCCCUAUAAUAUACCGCAAAUCAACAAAAAGGUUUUGGGGUUGAUGAAGGAUGAGACUAAUGGCACCAUCAUUAGUCAUUAUGCGGGGUUAAGGUCGAAAAUGCAUACUUUCAAAAUUUUAACGGGUUCGGUAGUUAAAAAGUCAAAGGGUAUUCAGUACAAUAUUGUAAAAAAUAAAAUUUCAUUUGAUGACUACGUAGAAUGCUUAACAAAUUUUAGGGAAAAGUACGCCACUCAACUAACCAUUCGUUCAUACACUCACAAUGUAUUUAGCAUCGAACAAAUAAAAGUUGCCUUGAGUCCUUUAGACGAUAAACGUUAUCUUUUGCCGAAUUCAUAUGAAACGCUUCCGUGGGGACAUUAUAAAGUGCCGUAAUUAUUUUUUAAUAUAUUUUUGUUACAGAUUAUGGUCAAACAACUUACAUUAGAAAGCCUUUGUAUUAUAACAAUUUGCGAAAAUAUUAGGUGUAGUGCUGAUUUUUUGCAUGGAGGUACCUUAAACAAUUAGCGCUCCAGUCUGAUGGCAAUUCUUUAUUAAAUUUAGAAUUCAUUCUGUUGAAUAAGAGAUUUGGAUCGUCUUACAGAAAUAGCAUUUUGGCA